ACACACCACUAUACUCACACACACAUGCUAUUAUACUCUCACACAAAAACUACUACAAUCUCACACACAUAUUACUAUACUCUCAUACAAACAAUAGUAUACUUUCUCAUCAAUAUUUUUAUAGUGUCUUGCAUACAUAACCAUACUUUCACACACUAUUGUCUGAGCCAAAACCAUAUUCAUGCAUACUCACAACUUUUCCUUCUUACAAAUACAACUGUUCUUACUUAAAAAUUAUAUUAUACUCUCAUGCAUACCUCAUAGCUUUCUAUAAAGCAGGAUAUGCAUUUAUUAUGUUCUCAAUAAGAGAACAUAAUUGUGUGUGUAAAAAAGUUUAAUGGUCUAUAUAAGAGGGAAUGGUGCUAUGUGUGAUCAAGUAUGAUUUAAAAGGAAGUUACUUUAAUCAAACAGGAAGAUGACUUAGAUCCUCAUUUCCUGAUUGGGUAACACCUCUGAAAACAAACAUUCCACCUACAUUUAGUACUGCUAGCUAAAUUUGAGCCACAGGCAACUGUCCUUUCAAUGACAAUUUUACAGCUGUAUUUUGACUAGUGAUAGAUAACAAUGAGAUUGCUACUUAUUUUUCUCCUUUUUCAAAGUCUGUUUAUUUUUGUGGAAGUAAAUUGUAAUGAGGCUGACAUUACUAUUUUUUUCACUCAUGCACUGAGAUGUGUUCAGGACAUUGUAAGGGAAACUGACAGCGGUGGACAUAACAACAUGCUCAUGGACAGAUUAUUCAGUGAGCUAACUGGAUAUACAAGGACAAUUUCUGUCUUUCUCUCAAUUAGUCAUCAACUUGAAAGGGGUAAUAAUCAAAGUGUAGCCAUUUUGGAUGCGUUGUUUGCAUGUUUUUGUUCCAUAAUGAAUUCAUACGUAAGUUUAAGACCUGUGGAAAUGAGACAAAGAGAUCUUUUAGCCUCGAGAACACCACCAACAGUGAGAACUGGUCAUCCGGGUCGUCCUGAGUACAGUAUAGAACAUGAACAAAUUACGUACUGUUUAUCUCUGGGAAUGACUUGGCAAAGAAUAGCUGAAUGCUUUGGAAUCAGCAGGAGGACAUUGUACAGGCACAGGCAACAACUUCAAAUUGGGCCACUAACCUAUACAGAAAUGUCUGAUGAAGAAUUGGCAGACAUUGUAAGAGAGAUCCUUCAAACUACCCCAAAUGCAGGUGAACGAUAUGUGUUAGGAAGUCUUCGAUCCCGCAAUGUCAGAAUACAGCGCCAGCGAGUGAGACGUUGUCUGCAACAGCUUGAUCCAAUUGGACGGGCCUUCCGACGCCGCCAUACAAUUCGUCGAAGAAUUUACAAUGUUCAAACUCCAAAUCAGUUAUGGCACAUCGAUGGAAACCACAAAUUGGUGAGGUGGAGAAUGGUUUUUCAUGGCUGUGUUGAUGGCUUUAGUCGGACAAUCAUAUACUUGCAGUGUCUUAACAACAACAGAGCAUCUUCUGUCCUGGGAUUGUUCCGUACCGGAAUUCAGUGUUUUGGACUGCCCCUAAGGGUACGCUGUGACCAUGGCAUGGAGAACACAGAAGUUGCUCGAUAUAUGUUAGAAAGACGGGGCUUGAACAGAGGCAGUGUCAUUACCGGGCGCAGUGUCCACAACCAGAGGAUUGAACGUCUGUGGGCAGAGCUAAAUAGAGUCGUUUCUUUCCACUUCAGUAACCUCUUUAGCUUCAUGGAAAAUGAAGGCAUACUAGAUUCUACUGAUGAACUACAUUUGUUUUGCUUACACUACAUCUACCUACCAAGAGUACAGAGGGCAACUGCAGAAUUCCGAAAUCAGUGGAACCACCAUGGAUUAUCUACACAAGGAGGACAAACACCUCUUCAACUGUGGCAGAGGGGGGUUCUAAACGGUAUCAAUACUGGUGCAAUUCAGGACAUUUUUGCAGGAACUGAGAACUUGGAAAUCAAUGAGGACAUCCCUCUACAAGUAGAGACUGAAAACAAUGUUGUUAUUCCAGUUAAUGAGUUUAAUGUAAAUCCAACAGUUAUGAACAGAAUUCAAGACACUAUAGACCCACUGAGAGAGGAUGGAAACCAUGGUAUUGUAUUAUUUUUAGGCCUGGUAAAUGUUCUCAAACAACAGUAACUGAUUAAGUCGUUAAUAAACUAAAACAUUGUGGCAAUUUUUGUUUUUAAACAGUUUGGCUGGGAUACUGAUAAACAAUAUGCCUCAAGAAAUUACAGAACAAACAUUUGAUUUCUUUAGAACCACAGUUUUUUAUGUUCUAAACGGAAAAAAAAAGAAAAUUAGAAUGUAAAUGCACUGAUUGUGAAACACACACAAAAAAUAAAAUAAAAUAAAAAAAGCAAAAAGGACGAAUCUUCUGGCUCAUUGCUUAAAACAAACAAACAAAAAAAAAAACAGCAACAUUGUGGUAACUUAUACUUUGCAUGAAAAUCCAGAUGUUUUUGUUUGUAGUAAAGUAAAAAAAAAAACAAAACAAAAACAACAGGUACUUGUACAUAUUAUUUUA
This is a messenger RNA of Melanotaenia boesemani (Boeseman's rainbowfish), 2485 nucleotides long. RefSeq lists its product as uncharacterized. Bases 565 to 2097 code for a protein of 510 amino acids. Gene Ontology annotation, biological process: DNA integration. Gene Ontology annotation, molecular function: nucleic acid binding. NCBI's taxonomy places the organism in Eukaryota, Metazoa, Chordata, Actinopteri, Atheriniformes, Melanotaeniidae. The transcript has 2 exons. The record is from RefSeq and is a predicted model, not a curated record.